Messenger RNA from Melospiza georgiana, 1128 nucleotides. RefSeq names its product MOS proto-oncogene, serine/threonine kinase (gene MOS). Bases 1 to 1050 code for a protein of 349 amino acids. The transcript has a single exon. Gene Ontology annotation, biological process: protein phosphorylation. Gene Ontology annotation, molecular function: protein kinase activity; ATP binding. Lineage: Eukaryota; Metazoa; Chordata; Aves; Passeriformes; Passerellidae. The record is from RefSeq and is a predicted model, not a curated record.
AUGCCAUCACCUAUUCCUCUUAAUUGUUUUCUUUCUUUUGAGUAUUCCCCCUCUGCAAAUUUGCGCCCCUGCAGCAGCCCUUUAGUUAUCCCUGGCAAAGACAGCAAAAGUUUUUUGGGGGGAGCUUCCUCAGCCAGGACUCGCCGCUUGCCCUCACGCCUGUCCUGGUGCUCCAUUGACUGGGAGCAGCUCUGCCUCCUGCAGCCCUUGGGGUCUGGGGGCUUUGGCUCUGUCUACAAAGCCACCUACCAUGGUGCAACAGUGGCUGUGAAGCAGGUGAAGAAGAGCAGCAAAAACCGGCUGGCGUCGCGGCAGAGCUUCUGGGCUGAGCUGAACGUGGCCCAGCUCCAACACAACAAUGUGGUACGUGUGGUGGCUGCCAGCACCUGUGCCCCAGCCAGUGACAACAGCCUGGGCACCAUCAUCAUGGAGUAUGUGGGUAACAUCACUCUGCACCAUGUCAUUUAUGGCACUGGGGAUGCAUGGAGACAGGGGGAGGAUGAGGAAGAAGGAUGUGGAGGGAAGGCCCUGAGCAUGGACGAGACUGUGUGCUAUUCUUGUGACAUCACGACAGGCUUAGCCUUUCUGCACUCACAGGACAUUGUACACUUGGACCUGAAGCCUGCAAAUGUUUUCAUCACUGAGCAGGGAGUGUGCAAGAUUGGAGACUUUGGGUGCUCCCAGAAACUGGAGGCGGGCUCGUCCCAGAGCGCCCGCGCUUGCCAGCAAGGGGGCACGUACACCCACCGUGCCCCCGAGCUCCUCAAGGGGGAGAGGGUCACUGCCAAGGCGGACAUCUACUCGUUUGCCAUCACCCUGUGGCAGAUGGUGACGCGGGAGCAGCCGUACCUGGGCGAGCGGCAGCACGUGCUCUACGCCGUGGUCGCCUACACCCUGCGCCCGUCGCUGGCCGCCCCGGAGUUCCACGAGUCCCCCGUGGGCCGGGCCCUGCACAGCAUCAUCAGCUGCUGCUGGAAGGCCAACGCAGAGGAGCGUCUGAGGGCAGACCAGCUGCUCCCCAGCCUCAGGGCCCUCAGGCAGCGCCUCUAGGAAAACUCAGCACUCUUUGUAUUCCUUCUGUUGACUUUUCUUUCUCUCUGGCCUUCCUCUGAACAUAAUUAAUUCUGC